AUGGAUGCAUUCAGAGCACCUGAAAAUGAGUCGCUGUUGUCCAGUUCCUCUGGUCCUGCCAGAUGGGAUCCCUUCCGACGUCCCUUGGACUCCAUCCAGCCCUGGCACUUCAGGCUUCUGGCAGCAGUAAUGUUGGUGGUGACCUCCCUGUCACUUGCUGAGAACCUGGCUGUAAUCCUGGUAACUUUUAAGUUCAAGCAAUUGAGACAACCUGUCAAUUACAUUAUAGUCAAUUUGUCUGUGGCUGAUUUCCUGGUCUCACUGACUGGUGGCACCAUCAGCUUUUUAACCAAUCUAAAGGGUUAUUUUUAUAUGGGAGCCUGGGCUUGUGUACUGGAAGGAUUUGCUGUCACAUUUUUUGGAAUUGUUGCUCUCUGGUCUCUUGCUCUUUUGGCUUUUGAGCGGUACAUUGUGAUCUGCCACCCACUGGGAAAUAUGCGCUUGAGGGGGAAGCAUGCAGCCCUAGGUAUUGCCUUUGUGUGGACCUUUUCCUUCAUUUGGACCAUUCCACCAACGAUGGGUUGGAGCAGUUACACCACCAGUAAGAUUGGAACUACUUGUGAGCCUAACUGGUACUCAGGAGCUUAUACCGACCAUACGUACAUUAUUGCAUUUUUCACCACCUGCUUUAUAGUGCCUUUAACAGUGAUUUUGGUAUCCUAUGGAAAACUGAUGCAGAAGCUAAGAAAGGUGUCAGAUACGCAAAGCAGGCUGGGAAGUACCAGAAAACCUGAAAGACAAGUGACUAGAAUGGUCGUUGUUAUGAUCAUUGCCUUUCUAAUCUGCUGGACGCCAUACGCCGCCUUUUCUAUCCUAGUCACUGUGUACCCCUCCAUUGAGUUGGAUCCUCGUCUGGCAGCAAUUCCAGCUUUCUUUUCCAAAACAGCUACUGUUUAUAAUCCUAUUAUUUAUGUCUUUAUGAACAAACAGUUCAGGAAGUGUCUGAUUCAGAUGUUCAGCUGCAGUGCCAUAGAAACUGCAGAGUCUAACAUGAACCCAACUUCAGAGAGAGCAAUGCUAACCCAGGACAAAAGAGGCAGUGAGAUGUCCACCAUGGCAGUACGUAGCACCAUUUCUAAGAGGAAAACUGGAGACGAACACAGAAAAUGUCGAUCUUUUGCUCAGUUUGCAGCUUCAGAAAACAAAAUCUGUCCCAUGUAG
This is a messenger RNA of Opisthocomus hoazin, 1161 nucleotides long. Its product is annotated as opsin-VA. Gene Ontology annotation, cellular component: membrane. NCBI's taxonomy places the organism in Eukaryota, Metazoa, Chordata, Aves, Opisthocomiformes, Opisthocomidae. Gene Ontology annotation, biological process: visual perception; G protein-coupled receptor signaling pathway. Gene Ontology annotation, molecular function: G protein-coupled receptor activity. The record is from RefSeq and is a predicted model, not a curated record.